Molecule: messenger RNA, 2144 nt
Organism: Trichoplusia ni (cabbage looper)
Lineage: Eukaryota; Metazoa; Arthropoda; Insecta; Lepidoptera; Noctuidae
Exons: 6
Coding region: 115-1983 (622 amino acids)
Cellular component (GO): mitochondrion
Source: RefSeq, a predicted model, not a curated record
UGUCAGGGACAACACAAUGUCAAAUUCGUGUUUAUUUGUGAAAUUGAAACUUAACUAGAAAUAAUUUGUAUAUAAGUAUGAAAAUAGGCCGUAAAUAAAUCAGUAUCCCAGGAAAUGGAAUGUAAACUACUAUUAUACUCACUUAAAUAUCCGUACAGUAUCCUGUUCAAACAAAUCGUCCCCAGUUCACUAGUUUCAAGUAGAUCCUUUGUUUUGUCUUAUAAAAUUAUUGGUGAGGGUGUGACGGAACCGGAGGAACCUCCCAUUUUCAUUUUUCAUGGCCUUCUGGGCAAUAAGAGGCAUUGGGAGGGCAUCGGCAAAACAAUACUGAACAUGACCAAAAGAUGUGUGGUAGCCGUCGACCUCAGGAACCACGGCGACAGCCCACAUUUGAACACUCAUAAAUACGAAGAACAGGCAGCUGAUAUUCUUCAUCUGUUUGAUAAACUGGGUGUGACACAAGCUAGCCUCAUCGGGCACAGCAUAGGUGGGAAAGCAGCGAUGUGUGUAGCCUUGACACAGCCUAUAAGAGUGGCUGGUGUUCUUGUCGUUGACAUUUCACCGGCAUCGAUUUCAAAACAUUAUAACGACCAUUUUCAAAGGAUACUAGCUGCUAUGAAAGCCGUGACUUUUAAAAAGCCUGUGUCCGUGAACGAAGCAAGAAAAGAAGCUAUGAACCAGCUAAAAGAUGUGGUCACUGACGAUUUUCUAUUAAAAACUAUAUUAAGCAAUAUCAAAGAAAGAUCAGACCACACGAUCGGGUGGACUCUGAAUAUAGAUACGUUAAUGAGACAAUUCAAACAUAUUGUAACGUUUCCUAAGAGCAUGAAGAUGAAAAAAUACUAUGGUCCAACAUUAUUUAUUGGAGGACAACUAUCCGACUUCAUUCCGCCCGACGAUUUGACAGACAUAAGGGCCAUGUUCCCGAAAGCCGUCAUUACAUACAUCCCUAAAACUGGGCACAACUUACACCACGACGAUCCCAGAUCAUUUCUAGAGAUCACGAUUGCUUUCAUCAGAACCCAUCACUUCAAACGUACCUUUAAACACCAUCCUGCAAUAACCAACUUCUGGCAUGGAAUGGGUGUAUUAUGGUCAAAUAAAUUGAAAAAUUACUCAUUUAUUAAAAGGUUAUGGAACAUAAACGUCGUAAUAACAAGAUCAGCAUUAGAUUUGGCGCACAAAGUCUACGGGCCUAGCCCUCCAAGUGGUACACCAAUAUUUGUCCUCCAUGGUUUACUUGGAUCGAAAAGGAACUGGGUCAGUGUGUGUAAUUACCUGAGGGACUCCACAAACAAUUCUGUGAUAGGAGUAGAUGCUCGUAACCAUGGUGACAGCCCCCAUGAUAGCUCCCACACCUAUCUAGAGCUGGCUUCCGACGUGUCAAGAUUAAUAACAUCAUUAUCACUGAGCCAGGCUGUGGUUAUAGGACACAGUAUGGGCGGCAGGACAGGAAUGACUUUGGCUCUUACAGAGCCGUCAAAAGUAGCGAAGCUAGUCGUAGUAGACAUAUCACCAGUACCAUCGAUACCAUCUGGAGACUUCUUUCCAAAGCUAUUAUCUGUUAUGAAAUCUGUAAGCUUCGAAGGCUUGGAUAGCGCACAAAAAGCAAAGAACGCAGUUAAAGCAAAAAUAGAAGAGUCUGGAUUAGUUAAGAAUGCGGAUCAUAUGUAUUUUAUUUUUAUGAAUAUUGGUCAAGGAACAGACGGUUCAUUCAGAUGGAAAUAUAAUAUCGAUGCCUUAAUAAAAUAUUUUCAUGAAAUUGCCUCUUUUCCGGAUUUGAGUGGCAAAACUUACGAAGGCCCUACUCUGUUUAUAGGUGGCCAGGAAUCUGAUUAUUUACCACGAGAUGACUUAGUAGCAAUAAAGCAACUUUUUCCGAAGGCCCAACUGAAAUAUGUGAGUGGUGCUGGACAUAACGUACAUGCAGAAAAGCCGGAAGAAUUUCUUAAAGUAGUCAUCAAUUUUCUAUCAGAAAAGUGAAUUCUGAUUUUUUGAUAUAUGUAUUUGCUUUUUGUUAAGUCUUUUAACUAGUUUUUUCUUAGUGAAAACAAAGGUAUUUUAUAUUAUGAAAUGUCAUUUUACUACAUUCUGAUAAAUAAAGUAUUUUUUUUUUAGCCUUACUUAAUCAAGCGUGAAUUUGA